Messenger RNA from Bombus pyrosoma, 1012 nucleotides. RefSeq lists its product as uncharacterized. NCBI's taxonomy places the organism in Eukaryota, Metazoa, Arthropoda, Insecta, Hymenoptera, Apidae. The coding region runs from base 549 to 890 and encodes 113 amino acids. The transcript has 3 exons. The record is from RefSeq and is a predicted model, not a curated record.
AUAUAUUAAGAAAAGUAUAUACUAUUUGACUCUUUUACAGCAGUAGCAUUUUUAUUCACAUCUAAAUGGAGAUGUUUAUAUCUUUCUUAUCGUACAAUGAAUUUCUACUAUACAAUGAAUAUAAUACUUAUUAUAAUUCAUUAAAAUUAUUAUAUACGUUAAAGUGAUAUUAAAUAAAUGUUUAUCUAGGUUAGAUCAAAACAAGAUUGAUGUCAAUUUAAAAGAAAGGAAACAAGAACAUUAGAUCAAGUAUAAGUAUUUCAUUCAGGUGAUCUUUUAUGUAUUAAAAAGUAUCAUAUAAAUAAAACUAUUAUUAUGUAAAAAAGAAUUAUAAAUUGAGAACGGAGUAAACUGAUUUAAACAUUUCCGUUUAAAUUUCUUGUAAUAUUAUUUGCUACCUGAUGGCGCUGAAGAUAUUAAUAUAGGCAAGUUCGUUUAUUAUCGUUCAUUUUUAUUUUGAAAUUAGUACUAGAGAGGAAAUUUUCUCUCUGUUAAUACAAAAUAACAUCACUUUUAAUUGAGAUACUACAGUCUAAACGUUAUCAAUAAUGGACGACGUCGAAGAACAGUGCGAAGACGCACUUUUUGAAUUAUGUGAUGCUCGAGAACGGUAUCCAUCACGAUGUGCCGACGAACUUCAAAAAUCUAUCAAAUUAAAAAAUGAGAUAAAUAUGCUGAAGGUGUUUAAAAAAUCAACUGCAACAAACGAACCAUUUAUUUUGAGUCAAAAUAAAUGUCCGAAUCUUGAUUUUAAUAAAAAUGAAAUGUGCUUUGACCAUUUAGAUUUUAAAUUACAAGAUGUUGUAAACAAGUUGAAUAAUUUAAAAGCUGUCAUGGAUCAAAUUGAACGAGAAAAGACAUGUUGGGUCAACAAGCUACUGGAAAGCUAAAAUAAUUUAUUCUAGAUAGUGUCAUAUAUAUUUAUUUGCAAUUUAGUUAUUGAAUAAAAUACAUGUACAAAAAAUUCUAUAUUUAUUACUACUAAAUGUAUAAAUUAAGUGAUAGAUAAAUA